AUGUCUACAGAGGCAGCGGCCACGGCCCAGCAGGCGCAGGUGUGCCCGGCACCCAAAAGACUGGAACGGGGCAACCUCAAGACGACGGAGAAGUUUGGGUCCACCAGCAGCACCAGGCGUUCCCAGCGUCUGCAGUCGACGGCAGGUCCAUCGAGCGGACGCCUCAAGCGUCACGACGGCUUCUCCGUCGCCUCCAAGGAGAGCGUCGGACACGAGCGAGUGCGCAAGGCAAGCGUCCGCAGUCACAGUUCGCAGCAGGACAUGGAGCAACGUCCCGACAUCCUCGAGGUGGUGAUGAACAACCUGGUCGUCUUGUUUGUCCUGCUGUCACUAGUGCUGGGCUUCGCAAUAGGGGCUGCUCUCAAUCCGUUGAACCUUUCCGAGCUUCAGCGGAGCCUGCUGCGUCUUCCGGGCGAGCUGUUCGUGCGGGUGCUGCAGUGUCUGGUCAUCCCUCUGUACAUCACAAGCGUAGUGAGCACGCUCGGUGGCCAGCCGACGGCGGAAGGGGCCCGUCUCGCACUGUGCACCGUCGCCUACGUCUCGCUCGUCACGCUGUGGUCCGCGACUAGCGGCAUGAUCGCCGCGCUGCUCAUGCGCCCUGGCGUCGGGGCGAAGAAGCUUCCUACACACAAGCGAUUCAACGCCACCCUCAGGGCCGACUCGCUGCUCGACAUAUUCAGGAACGUGAUCCCAGAGAACGUCGUGGAAGCGUUUGUCUUUAUGACACAAUCUGUGGAGGCAGAUCACAGCGCCAGUGACCACGCACAUUCCAUCGACGACCUUCCGACUUCGACGGUGAAUAUAGAUCUGGGCAAGGAGUACCAUCUUGAGAAGCUAGCUCACACGAACUUCCUCGGCCUGCUGGGAUUCUCCGCGCUCCUCGGCUUCGCGCUGUCGCAGUUCGUGCCCGCGGGACGCGACGUCGUCGGCGUCCCCGCAGUCGGCGCCGACUCUGCCGCACCGGGAGGCGGCGCCCACUACGUCCUGCGGCUGACGCGCGUGCUCAGCACCAAGUUCCUGCGCAUGACCGAGAAGACGCUGUGGUUCUCGCCCGUCGCCGUGGGCGCCCUCGUCGCCGUCGACGUGUCGCGCGUCUCGGAUCUGUCGACGGUCGUGUGGCACCUGGGCCUGUUCUCGUUCACGGUGCUGCUGGGACUCGGGGUCCACGCGUUCCUCUUCCUUCCUGCCCUCUACAUGAUUAAGGUGCGUCGUGAUGCGGGUCUCUUCUUCCUGAGCCUUCUGCAUCCGCUGGCCAUCGCGUUCGGCUCCCGCUCGAGCAUGGUGGGCAGCCCGGCAGCUAUGGCCAUCCUGGAGAAGAAGGUCGGCCUGCACCCGGACUCGGUGCGUCUCAUCGUGCCCCUGAGCACGGUCAUCAACCACGACGGCACCGCCCUGUACACCAUGGUGUCCGUGCUGUUCGCGGCGCAGCUACAGGGAGAGAGCCUCACGGUCAGCUCGCUGGUCGUGCUGCUCGCAUCUUGCUGCAUCGCCACCAUCGGCGAGUACGGGCUCAUGCCUAGCUUCCGCGGUCCCGCGCGCGCUGCCCUGCUGCUGACAUUGGUGGGUCUAUCACCCGACAACAUGGGCUACAUGGCCGUCGUGCACUGGCUCCUGCAGCGCGCCGCGAGCACGGUGGAUUUGCUGAGCGACUGCGUGGCCGCCGCCGUCCUGCAGCGGUAUAUGCUGCAAACCCGCCAGGAGUCCACCCGAUCGCACAGCCUCAGGCGCGGGUUGGGCUCCAUCGUGAGCCUACAGCCAGACAGGGACGUCCCGGUGUUGGCCCUUCCCGCGCAGGAACCAACGCGUAUAAGUGACCGCGCGCCCCCGAAGCCUCUUGAUGGAAAGAGUUGA
This is a messenger RNA of Rhipicephalus microplus (southern cattle tick), 1851 nucleotides long. RefSeq names its product excitatory amino acid transporter. The record is from RefSeq and is a predicted model, not a curated record. Gene Ontology annotation, molecular function: L-glutamate transmembrane transporter activity; neutral L-amino acid transmembrane transporter activity; glutamate:sodium symporter activity. Gene Ontology annotation, cellular component: plasma membrane. Gene Ontology annotation, biological process: L-glutamate transmembrane transport. NCBI's taxonomy places the organism in Eukaryota, Metazoa, Arthropoda, Arachnida, Ixodida, Ixodidae.